AUCUAACGGCACUGAUCCAAUCCCCUCCUGGUAUCGAGUAAAGUUCAGCUCAUCAUCCCCAGACUUGGCCAUAACUCAAGGGGCCAGUGACGUGGUCCUUCUUCAAGCAGAGCAGCCGUCGCUUUCCAUAACACGUCAACGUCAAGAUCGAAUUUGCCACUAUGAGUUUCAUGCGAAGCGCUAUUCCGGUGGUCCUGGCGGUAGGACUGGGCGUCUUCAACGCACAAUAUGUCUUCAAGCCCGCGCUCGAAGACGAGGCCAAGAGAAGAGAUCAGUGAGUACAAGAUGAUGAUAUGGUUACGUUUAACAAUCUACUGAAUCAAAUGCAGACAUGCUGUAGAAAAGGGUACAGCCCAGCAUGCUGCCGCCGUUGCAAAGGCCGCGGAAGCGCAGGCACCUGUGGCAAAAUCAUGAUAGGCGCAGGCGGCAAAUCUGUCAAGGAUAAUCAACCAUACGGGCCCCUCGCUCAAAACGGUCCAGUUUAUGCAAAUCCAUCAGGUCUGGUUAGAGGAAUCAAACCAAAAUCUGCAUGAAGCCUUGAUCACUUUCAUUGCUUGUGGUGUGGUAGUUGGAACUGGUUGCUAAUCAAGGCGACCGCCGCCUUCUGUGCCAAAUAGUGCGCAGAUAAAGUUUGCGGAUAGUCUCAACAUUUGACGUUCCCGUACCGCGAUCGGUCGUCUAGCAGGCGCAAUGAACCCUGGUACCUGUGCCAGAUGUCAUACAUGUACUCUUCCUAGGUUCGUCAUGAUCUUAGAUAUGAUGGGCGGUGAACUUGGUUAUUGCUACAAGGGGCAUGCGUCGUCAUGAUACAGAACUCAAUGUGCAGAGGUUGAUGCGUUGAUAAUUAGCAGCGCGGUCAAGAAUACAUUAAUAACCAACGAUAUGCUUUU
Molecule: messenger RNA, 890 nt
Organism: Truncatella angustata
Lineage: Eukaryota; Fungi; Ascomycota; Sordariomycetes; Amphisphaeriales; Sporocadaceae
Exons: 1
Coding region: 294-533 (79 amino acids)
Source: RefSeq, a predicted model, not a curated record